UAUAGAUAUUGUUUCGAUUAGUAAGGUUGUUUAGCAAACGCGAACAAAAUCGAAUUUUGUAUAUAUUUCCCACAAUGUUCUUAAUAUUCUAAAAUGACGACUGAAAUGCCAAAUUUAAAUUUUUUAUAUUGUUUUAUAUAUUGACUGUUAUAUAUUGGUUAUUAUAUGAUGAUAUGCUUGCUAUGAAUUUUAGUAGCCAUAGUUAUAUAUUGUGGUAUAAAUUAACAAAUAUAUUAAAAGUAUGAAUUGUGACUACAAAAUAGUCCUAUUCGUUGUCUUAUGCUCUGUCGGCGUGUCCAGAUCUACGUGGCACCUGGGAGAAUUGAUACAAUGUGCCCAAGGUAAAGAAAUAAAGACGUUCUGGAGUACAUUAUGGACGCUCGCGAAUUACAACGACUAUGGUUGUUAUUGUGGAAGAGGUGGGUCAGGGACUCCAGUCGAUGCCUCCGAUAGGUGUUGCUACAAUCAUGACAAUUGCUACGACGACGUUGGAUAUCAAUAUGAUUUGUCCGAAUUCACGAUCUAUUUUGCAACUUAUUCGUACAAAUGCAACCGGGGGUCAAUCCAGUGCCGAAACAAAAGGGGAUGGAGAAGAAAGUUGUGUGAAUGUGACAAGAAGCUUGCUCUUUGCCUUUCAACUCACCGCGAUUCUUACAAAACAAAACACAUCAAUUUGGACAUUGAAAAACGAUGCUGAGCCUUCUCCUCCUUCUAGAUUCACCAACUAAAUUACGAUCACCAGAACAUUGUUGUUAACCAAACCAAUCAAAUUUAACAUGAAUUGCAACAACUGGAAAAUAAUUAUGACGUCAUUGUUAUGUGAUAAAGUGAAUUAAGUAAAAUCAAAUUAUAUCUUUCUGUUUUUAAAUGAGAAGAUGGAAUUAUUUACCCGGUGGGAGAGCAAAGUUUUCUCAAAAAGUCGGGGAUGACGAUAAAAAUUCACAUUUUAAUAUAUGUAUAUAUAUAUAUGGCUCUAUAUUCUGUAAUAAUAAGAUCGGUGCUUAUGCGAUGUCUCGAAAAUAUCGUGUCCCACUUGUUCCUAGUUUUCUACGUGUCUCACUUGUACCACGUGUCACACUGGUCCAACGUGUCUCACAUGCCCCACGUGUCUCACUUGUCCCUCGUGUCCCACUUGUACUACGUGUCCCUCUUGUUUCCAUUAUAUCGUUACUAUUGCUUUCGUUUCGAGGCCAAAAAUGUAUUGCUUUCGUUUCGAGGCCAAAAAUGUUUAUCGGGAGAAAUUUGCAUGCGCGGGAUUUUUGAGCGUUUAGUUUUAUCAAAAAUCAUGCUUUGACUAUAUUUGCACGAUUUAUUCAUCUUUGAUUCUGGAUUUGGCCUAACAAUCACAGGAAAUGGUUACCAAAACCCCGUCAUGUGGAUCGAAUUACCUUCAAAGAUACUCCAAAUAGAAACAAGCAUUAAAUAAUGUCGUGCAAUGAUCAAUUGGUAAUUUUUGGUCUCAGGCAUUGUUUAACUAUUUGAUAUCAAGUGAAAAAUUCUAUCUGGAUGACUCCAACUUCGAAGAAGUAGAAUCGCAUUAUAAAUAUCGCAAAAAAUUUGUAAAAAGUACCAAGGAAAUACAUCAGAAAUUUUUUUCAUGUGGAAUAUAAUUCUGCAAUUCGGAUUUAUUCGCAGAUGUGAGCGGUUUGCACUUUUUUUAAUCGCUUUUGCAGAUGGGUUAAAACUUUUGCUAUUCUUCCCGAAAUAUAUAAAUAGAAAUAUUA
Messenger RNA from Styela clava, 1724 nucleotides. Its product is annotated as basic phospholipase A2 PA-12C-like. Gene Ontology annotation, molecular function: phospholipid binding; calcium ion binding. NCBI's taxonomy places the organism in Eukaryota, Metazoa, Chordata, Ascidiacea, Stolidobranchia, Styelidae. The record is from RefSeq and is a predicted model, not a curated record. Gene Ontology annotation, biological process: arachidonate secretion; phospholipid metabolic process; lipid catabolic process.